This is a messenger RNA of Misgurnus anguillicaudatus (oriental weatherfish), 1649 nucleotides long. The record is from RefSeq and is a predicted model, not a curated record. NCBI's taxonomy places the organism in Eukaryota, Metazoa, Chordata, Actinopteri, Cypriniformes, Cobitidae.
AGGCUCAGAAGGAAUGCAUGUCUUUUGUCUUUUGUGAAUGUAAGAUCACUUAAAACACACACCCUGAUUGUUCUCAGGUGCGUUGCAGGUAAAACCGGAGACAGGUCACAUCAAAUAUUAAACUGUUGAGCAAAGAAAUCUUCAAAAAUGGCACAUGUGUGGGACGACCUUGAAAGUAUGUUAAGAGCUCCUUUGCCAGGGACAGGGGAGAGAGGCACCAUUAAAGCCAAAGCUAACUUCAAUGUUAAUGAAGAUGUUGCGGCUCUCCGCAAAGCAAUUCAGGGCAUGGGAACAAAUGAGAAGUCUCUGAUUGAAAUACUAACCCAGAGAAGUAGCAGUCAAAAACAGGCUAUUGCUAGAGCAUAUCAAGAAGCCACAAAAAAGGUGCUUGUUAAUGACCUGAAGGGUGAUACCCAUGGCAAGUUUGAAGAUUUGAUUGUUAGGCUCGCAUCCCAGCCUGCAGUCAAUGAUGCUAAGGAUAUAAUUAAGGCAACAAAAGGGGCUGGAACCGACAACAGCAUCCUGAUAGAAAUAUUAGCCUCAAGGACAAAUAAACAAAUCAGAGAUUUGUCUGCAGCUUAUGCUGAGGAAAUGAAGAAAACGCUGGUACAGAUGCUAAAUCAUGAAGUUUCAGGGAAAUUAGGCAAAGCCCUUAUUUUGCUUGCUGAGCCUGCUAGAGAUGAGAGCACCAGUGUGAAUGCAGGCCAGGCUAAAGAGGAUGCACAGGCACUCUAUAAUGCAGGAGAGAAGAAGUUGGGAACUGAUGAGUCCAAGUUUAUCGAGAUCCUCUGUAAAAGGAGCAUCCCUCAACUGAGACAAACAUUAGUGGAAUACAAAAACAUCAGUGGGAAGACUCUGCAGAAGAGCAUUGAGAAGGAGAUGUCUGGAGACCUGGAAGAGUUGCUGGUCACCAUUGUGAAAUGUGUUAUGAACACUCCAGCAUACUUUGCUGAAAAACUCCAUAAAAGCAUGAAGGGAGCAGGCACAGAUGAAGAGACUCUGACCAGGUUAAUGGUCAGCCGUGCAGAAGUUGACAUGAUGGACAUCAAAGCUGAAUACAAAAAGCUCUAUCAGCGUCCACUCGGCAAGGAAAUAAGUUCGGAUGUGUCUGGAAACUAUGAAGACUGCUUAAUGAUGAUUUGUGGAGCAGACUAGUACAGGAAACUACCUGCUGCUUAUAUCCUAAACAGGAUUAAAUGGGUGAUGGUAUAACCCAAGAAGGAACAGUAUGGUUCUUCAUAUUGAUUUGUGAGUAAUUUUUAAAAAUCAUAACCAACAUAAAUCUGUGUUGGUAAAUGGACCGGGGACGACUGGACAGUAAUGGAAAUGACUUUAACGGUUACUAAGCUAUAUUAGAAAAACGAUUUAGACUUUAAACUGUAUUUUGCAAACUGCAAAUAUAUUUAAUACAAAAGAAAGUACAGUUUUUACAUAUUAUAUUGUGAGAUGAACUUUGUCCUUACAAUGUAAAGACCUUUGUCCUUACAUUAUGUGUACUUUAUCAACAGGGUUGUACAUGUUGUCUAGGCUUUGUUUAAAAUAAUAUGUUAAAAUAAUUUAAGCCACUUUUUCUUAUUGGUCUAAAUGUCAUUUUGUUAUUAUUUCCAUGUCUGUUUCUUUCUCUGCCAUUAAAUUUUAUUUGGCCAUUA